AUGGCAUCAAACCCCCCCUCAUCCCCGCUAGAGUGGCUCGGCGCGAUGCUUAAGGAAGCCCAUGCAGCCCAGCGGGCAGCGGAAAACGAACUCGACGAAGUCAAGCGCCAGCUUCGUACCGCCCAGGACACUAUCGCAGCGCAGAAGCAGGAACUUGUGAAGUCGAGGCAAGACCUGGAAUUGGCGAGGGCGGAGACGAAAAGUGUGAGUGAUCCAUUGGUAAGGGUAAUGGCAAGGAGUACUGAGAACGCGCAGCAGUUCCAAAAGCUGGCAUUCCAAAAGGCUACGCAGCAAAUCCAGACUCAAGGAUUUCCGCAAGGCUGUAAUCCGCAGACACACCGCAACCAGCUCGCGCAGCACUAUUUCCGCCAAUUGACCCGGUAUCAGCAGCAAGGUCAACAGCAGCGUGAGGAGGAAGGACAGUGA
Molecule: messenger RNA, 426 nt
Organism: Alternaria infectoria
Lineage: Eukaryota; Fungi; Ascomycota; Dothideomycetes; Pleosporales; Pleosporaceae
Exons: 2
Coding region: 1-426 (141 amino acids)
Source: RefSeq, a predicted model, not a curated record